GUAAACAACAAUCAAUAAACAUUACAUUAGCCUAAAAAAUAAAAAAAAAUAAAAAAACUUGAUAUUUUGUUUACAGGAUGAAGAGAUUUGUGGUUCUUCCUCUACUUUUGGUUCUAAUUGCUUUCAUUAGUUGUGGCGCGUCUAUGGCUCAAACUUAUUUUGAUUCGUUACCAAGCUUGGAUGAAGCUGGAGCUGGAGAUGCACCGUCUGAGUCUCCGACUGCAGCACCUCACGCUGGAGUCAUGUACUUAGAGAACGUAGAGGAACCACCAUGUAUGCAGACUAAUGGUGAAUGUAUUGAUGAAAAAUGCAAUAAUGAUUGCCAGAAAAAUCAUGCUCAAGAUGGAAGAUGUAUGGUUAUUCCUGAUAAAAAUUUGUGCUGUUGUGGUAUCUGAUAGUACAAGACUAUGUCAAUUUACAAAUGCAUGAAUAAGUAAUCAUAUUAAGGAAGAGAUUUUCAUAAUGUUUUCGCUUUUUAUUAAUAAUAAUUCAAAACUUAGUAUUAAAUCUUACAUUUCUGAACGAAGAAAAGUGUAUUCUUUAAAAUUGUAGUUGUAUUAUUCUAACUUUGUAGCUCUCUAUGUAUUGUAGUUUUCUCAUAAUCUCAUCUUUGUUGUGAGAUUGUAUUACAAGUAAAUGUGAACUAUGUAAUUGUCCAA
Molecule: messenger RNA, 659 nt
Organism: Amaranthus tricolor (Joseph's coat)
Lineage: Eukaryota; Viridiplantae; Streptophyta; Magnoliopsida; Caryophyllales; Amaranthaceae
Exons: 2
Coding region: 78-395 (105 amino acids)
Source: RefSeq, a predicted model, not a curated record